AUGCAACUAUUUGUGAAAACUCUCGAUGGGAAGACUCUAAUCUUCGAUGUUGACGCUUCCGAUACCGUUGAACAUGUCAAAUCGAAAAUUCAAAAUUUGGAGAAUACUCCCGUAGAGGAGCAACGCUUGAUUUGCGCUGGUGUACAGCUCCAAGAUGGAAACACUUUGGCUGAUUACAAGUUGGAGGAACAUUCGACUGUUCAUCUGUCGCUUAGGUUUACACUUUAUGUUUUUAAGUUGGGGAACUUAACUGUGGUUUCCGGGUAG
Meloidogyne enterolobii is the source of this 267-nucleotide messenger RNA. Lineage: Eukaryota; Metazoa; Nematoda; Chromadorea; Rhabditida; Meloidogynidae. The record is from the annotation of a GenBank genome assembly.